AUGGCCGGCGGCCGCCCGUUCCGGCCGUCCGCGCCGCGCCGCGCCGCGUUCGCCGCCCUGCUGACGCUCCUCCUCCUGGCGUCCCUCGCAUUCCUCCUCUCCUCCGCCCCCGCCGCCGCCUCCUCCCGCUCAUCCUCGGCAUCGUCCCCGCCGUCCCGCCUCGCCGCCAUCCGCCGCCACGCCGCGGACCACGCGGCCGUCCUGGCCGCCUACGCCGCCCACGCGCGCAAGCUCAAGGAGGCCUCGGCCGCGCAGUCGCUCUCCUUCUCCGCCCUCUCCUCCGACCUCUCCGCGCUCUCCUCCCGCCUCGCCUCCCGAGGCCCCCUCCCGGAGGAGGCCCGCAGGCCCCUCGAGAAGGAGGCCCGCGACCGCAUCAAGCACGCCCGCCUCCUCGCCGCCGACUCAAAGGAGGGGUUCGACACGCAGUCCAAGAUCCAGAAGCUCUCCGACACCGUCUUCGCCGUCGGCGAGCAGCUCGCCCGCUCCCGCCGCGCCGGCCGCAUGUCCUCCCGCAUCGCCGCCGGCUCCACGCCCAAGUCCCUGCAUUGCCUCGCCAUGCGCCUCCUCGAGGCCCGCCUCGCCAAGCCCUCCGCCUUCGCCGACGACCCCGACCCGUCCCCCGCGUUCGAGGACCCCUCGCUCUACCACUACGCCAUCUUCUCCGACAACGUCCUCGCCGUCUCCGUCGUGAUUGCCUCCGCGACGCGCGCCGCCGCUGACCCCUCGCGCCACGUCUUCCACGUGGUCACCGCGCCCAUGUACCUGCCUGCAUUCCGCGUCUGGUUCGCGCGCCGCCCGCCGCCGCUUGGCGUGCACGUCCAGCUCAUCGCCUACUCCGACUUCCCGUUCCUCAACGCCUCAUCCUCGCCGGUGUUCAGGCAGAUUGAGGCCGGCAAGAGGGACGUGACGUUGGUCGAUUACCUGAGAUUCUACCUCCCGGACAUGUUCCCGGCGCUGCAGAGGGUAGUGCUCUUGGAAGAUGAUGUGGUGGUGCAGAAGGAUUUGGCGGCCCUUUGGCAUGUCGACUUGGAUGGGAAGGUGAAUGGCGCCGUGGAGAUGUGCUUCGGGGGGUUCAGGAGGUACAGGAAGUAUCUCAACUUCACGCAGGCCAUAGUGCGUGACAGGUUUAGUCCCAGUGCCUGUGCGUGGGAGUAUGGGGUCAAUGUGUUUGAUCUCGAGGCAUGGCGACGGGAUGGCUGCACCGAGCUGUUUCAUCAAUACAUGGAGCUGAAUGUGGAUGGUGCACUCUGGGAUCCGACAUCUGUUCUACCAGCAGGGCUGAUGACAUUCUAUGGCAAUACCAAGCCACUUGAUAAGUCAUGGCAUGUGAUGGGUCUUGGAUAUAAUCCAAGCAUCAGCCCUGAGGUUAUCCGUGGUGCUGCAGUGAUACACUUUAAUGGAAAUAUGAAGCCAUGGCUUGAUGUUGCUUUCAACCAGUACAAGUCUCUGUGGACCAAGCAUGUAGACACUGAAAUGGAGUUCCUGACACUAUGUAACUUUGGUCUCUGA
Molecule: messenger RNA, 1509 nt
Organism: Triticum turgidum subsp. durum (durum wheat)
Lineage: Eukaryota; Viridiplantae; Streptophyta; Magnoliopsida; Poales; Poaceae
Source: the annotation of a GenBank genome assembly